Messenger RNA from Exophiala xenobiotica, 984 nucleotides. RefSeq lists its product as uncharacterized. Lineage: Eukaryota; Fungi; Ascomycota; Eurotiomycetes; Chaetothyriales; Herpotrichiellaceae. The record is from RefSeq and is a predicted model, not a curated record. The coding region runs from base 1 to 984 and encodes 327 amino acids. Gene Ontology annotation, cellular component: plasma membrane. The transcript has a single exon.
AUGGCUUCAAAUGCAGCAUCCCUCGCGUCAGGCGUCAUCUUCGGCUCAGCCCUCACGCUGUCUAACGUUGCGGCACCGUCAGUCAUCAUCAAUCAGCUCAAGUUUACCGAUUACCACAUGCUUCUCACCUUCUUGACAGCUUCGGCUUGUAGCACUGUGGUCUUCGCGGCAGCCAAGCGCGCCGGGCUCGUCCAUAUUGCUUGCAAGAAGGACAACUCAUAUGGCUGGCUGGGCAGGUACGAUGGCAACAUCGUCGGUGGUGCGCUGAUGGGCGCCGGCAUGGGGCUCACCGGAGCCUGCCCAGGAACCGUGCUCGUGCAGGCUGCUCUGGGCGUCAGCGGCAGCAGAGCCUUGUUACUGAGCGGUCUGCUUGGCGGGAUUGCCUUUGUCAAAUGGAACCAACGCAAUAAGCAGCUCGCCGCCGACAAGAGUGCGAAGCACAGCGUGUCGGAAGCGACCGGAUUGCGCGAUUCAAACACAAUGCUGGUCCUCGAGGCGGCACUGUGGUCUAUGAUUUUGGCUGCCAACGCCUUUGCGCCGCGGGGUCACUACCUGGUUCAUCCUGUGGUCGGUGGCGUGUUGAUCGGGCUGGCACAAGUCUCCUCGGUGGCCUUUGUGAAAAGACCGAUCGGGGUCAGCACCGCCUAUGAAGAUCUGGGCAAGUUCUUCUGGUCUUGCGUAGAAGGUAAACCACCGGCUCCCGGGGUUGAGAAUAUGAUCUUCGUCGGCGGCCUGGUCGCCGGUGCGAAGCUCGUGGCGUAUGCAGUGCCUGAGAUAUUGGAGAGCUUUUCCCCAGAAAGGAGCAUUUCGUUUCCAGCGGCGCUGGUGGGUGGAUUCGCUCUGAUAUUUGGUGCGAGAUUGGCUGGCGGAUGCACCAGUGGACAUGGCCUAAGUGGAAUGGCAUCGAUGGGGAUUAGUUCCUUCAUCUCGGUGCCUUCCAUGUUUGCAGGCGGGAUUCUCGCAGCAAUGCUGUCGAGAGCAUGA